AACCGUUUUCGAUCCAAGUACACCGUUGCGAAGCUGGAAAGAUCCUGCCUUGAAAAUGAUCCGACCGGAGGUCGUAAAGCAACUGGUCUGCCCCUCGAUGGGCCUGGCCACAUCGUGGACCAUUAUGCGCAAGAGCGUGCCUUGUGGGAGUUUGCAAGAGGUUAGAGCGAGCUUCCGGCGGGAGCUGUGGCCAUUUGCAAAGGGUAAGAUUGUCAAGAGCGACACCAAAGCGAAAAUCCUCCGGGAGCAGGGUAACACGGCGUACAAAAAUGCCCCCAACGAUCCGGCCAACGCUCUGCAGUUGUACAAUCAGGCCAUCUGUAUGGCGGAAGAUGAUUCGGAGGAACUGGGACUUUGCUACGCUAACCGAUCCGCCGUCUACUUUAAUCAGAAACUCUACCGCGAGUCUUUGCAAAACAUCGAACUGGCACGACGGUACCACUACCCUGAGCAUCUGCGCCACAAGCUAACCGAGCGAGAGGAACGCUGUCGGAAGGCUUUACAAAAGGCUGGUGAGAAAGAGUCGCCGGAAGUUGCCCCAGGAAUGCGCGCUAGCCACUGUUCGCUGAAACCGUGCCUUGAGAUGAGCGCGGACAGGUGCAGCAUUCGCACGAGUCGCGAUUUAAGCGUCGGAGAGAAGGUGCUUCUCGAACGGCCAUUCGUGCUGGUGCUGGAAGCGGAAGUGGCUUACGCCCGAUGCGAUUACUGUGGCGCAUGCAACGAGCACAACCUACGCCCCUGCAAACACUGUACCGCCGUCAUGUACUGCUCGGAGGAAUGCCAAGAGCAGGCCCUGCAACGGUACCAUCAGUUCGAAUGCGAAAUUAUCGAUGAUUUACAGCUGCUGUACCGCGGACCAAAGGUAACGCGUGUAUUCCAGGUGGCACUUCGACUGUUUUGGCUCGGUAUUUUGCUGUACCUAGAAGCACCGGAACAGUUCGUGGAGCGGCUCGAAACUCCGGAGGAACUCGCCAAGUUUCGGGAUCCUUUCGCACUGGAACCAUCGGACUAUUUGCUGCAUCUUUUGGUCAGCUUUUCCGAGGAGGAGCACGGUGAAGCAAUGACGGACGAGUGUGUAACCCAGUUCCUCACUAUCCUAACGUACGUGGUGGCUGUUGAGGAAAAUGAAUCCUUGUCGCAACGGUUGGAGGGGUUGCCGGGAACGGAAAAGCUCCAUCAAUUGCUCUAUCAACUGAUCUAUCAUUCGUGCAUGCUGGCUGACCACAACCUACCGGAUGCGACGGGUUACUAUCCGUUUACGCAUCUGCUUAGCCAUUCGUGUGCACCGAAUAGCGAACGCAUCAAGCACGAUCUACAAACCAUCGUCGUGGUGAAACGCCCGAUCGCAAAACACCAACCAAUAACCAUAGCUUACAGCGACCAGCUAACGACUGAGCGUAUGAUCAAAUCGAAACGCCAGGAAACGUGCAGGAAGGACCACCGCAUCAAAGAGUGCGCCUGCGAAGGUUGCCAGGGGGACUAUCCCGUGCUGGAGAAGAUCGAGAAGGAUGAAACGCUCGAGGCCGAACUGCAAACGAUACGUGAUUUCACAUCUGACGAGCAAACAAAGGCCGGUUUGGCUGAUUUCCUGCAACGGCACGAUGGGGUCUUCCCGAAGCGAGAGCUAUACGAAGCGUGGACACUGUAUCGACCAUUUGUUACGGAUGAUUUGUAACGUGCUAACGAGAACACUUGCUGCCAUAAGAUCGAAAA
Messenger RNA from Anopheles aquasalis, 1713 nucleotides. RefSeq lists its product as uncharacterized. Lineage: Eukaryota; Metazoa; Arthropoda; Insecta; Diptera; Culicidae. The record is from RefSeq and is a predicted model, not a curated record. Gene Ontology annotation, molecular function: protein binding.